This is a messenger RNA of Magnusiomyces paraingens, 2886 nucleotides long. RefSeq lists its product as uncharacterized. The transcript has a single exon. Gene Ontology annotation, molecular function: ubiquitin-ubiquitin ligase activity. Lineage: Eukaryota; Fungi; Ascomycota; Dipodascomycetes; Dipodascales; Dipodascaceae. The coding region runs from base 1 to 2886 and encodes 961 amino acids. Gene Ontology annotation, biological process: protein polyubiquitination. The record is from RefSeq and is a predicted model, not a curated record. Gene Ontology annotation, cellular component: ubiquitin ligase complex; cytoplasm; nucleus.
AUGGCCACUGUUCAGACUCCUCAAGGUACUGCUCUGGCAAAGGCCUUGAAUGUAUCUCUAGUUCCGCUCACUGCUGAAGGAAAUACGGGUUCCAAGGUGCCGCUCUAUCUUACAGCCUAUGCCGCGGAGCUAGAACAAGAAGACAAGCCUUUACUUUUGUCAAUCGAGGACAUUGAUGCUAUCCUUUGGGCCGCUAUUCACCAAAAAUUCCAUACCCAGAAGCUGGCUUAUUUUUACUUCUAUCGUUCUUGGAAACACUCAGAAGACAUGCUUCGUUCUCUCUCAAAGUCUUCUUCUGAUAAUGCAAAAGCCCAGUCUAGUACUUUGCGUGAACUUCAAUCCUUUUUAAUUAACUAUGGCCUUCUGGCUGCUACAGAGCCAGAUGUUUUUGAGCCAGAAGAAGGAAACAAACCUUUUGACCUUGCAGCUUUUAUCACUAAACAAAAUGACGACUCGGAACGCUUUUGGUCGUUUUUCCACCUGGUUGCAAACCGAGCGGCUGAAAACGCCACUUUAACAGAGCUCAUUGAGCCCAUUGUCCAACAAAUCAACUCUAAGAUUCUGUCGUCUCCCACGCAAAAUCUCUCCAUCUCUGCAUCAUAUUUGGAGACCUUUGAGCACCUGGUCUCGAAUAAAAAUAUUCUCAAUGCCAUUGUCAGCUUGGAAAGCUUCAACCCAAAGGGAAUAUCAGCCCCUGAAUUGGAGAAAAAAUCAGUUUUAGGUCCAGUUUUGAGCAUUUCUCCAGUAAACCCGCAAUCCUCAAUGGCAACUUUUGGCAAUUCAUCAUCCCUCACUAAAGCUGCAAUUCAAAACGCCUAUGCAGGUAUUAGGUCUGAGCUUAAAUUCAUUCAGGAAAAGCUUUUUUAUCUUUGUGACAAGAUUAUCCGUAACUCGGAGGAAACCAGAAACAAGCUUUUGGAGUUUUUUGGAAGCUUAAUUGACGCCAAUCACAAGCGCGUCGCCAUGCAGGUCGAUUACAAGGUUAUUUCAUCCGACGCUAUAAUGAUUAACGUGACUGCUCUUCUGGUCCGCUUUUGCGAACCCUUUGUGGACGUGCAUGGAACCAAAAUUGACAAGAUCUCAAUGGAUUACUUUAGCAUUAAACCAGUUUAUACCAUUGAUGAUGAGACUAUGAUUAAUGGUGACUCAACAGAGGCCAAGGCCUUUUACGAAAAAACUAAGGACUCGACGAAAAAAGCAAACUUCAUCUCGGACGUUUUUUACCUUGCAAUUGCCUACCUUCAUUAUGGUGGUGGCGGGUGUAUGCAUUACCACGAACGCACUCGCAAACAUUUGGAAGAUAUGCAGAAUCAUGAGCAAUAUUUAAAGAAACAGCUGGAACAGUACAAGGGGACACCCAACGAACGAGCACUUAAAAUGGCACUUGUCAAGCUGGAAGGCGAGAAGAAUAUUAUUAAUGCUUACUUCCAUCUCAUUAAGGCAGUUCUUUUUGACCACCAUUUACAAUCACAGAUUAUGAAGUUUAACCUUUUUCUUUCUCUUUUCCUUGUUCGAGCAGUCGACCCGGAGAAGAAGUACCCAUCACAAAAGAUAUCGCUGCCCUUCCCCUCGGACCAACCACCAGACUUUUUCAAAUUUUGGCCGGAAUACUUUUUGGAUAUUAUUCCCACUUACUUUUUAUUCUUCUCACGAAACCUUCCAGAUCUCUUAAUUCAUCAAAACUUGUCGCCACUGCUCACAUUUCUUGUUACAUUUCUGAGAAUGACUCAUUACGUCAAGAAUCCAUAUGUCAAGACGCGCUUUGUCGAGGUCAUCUUUACAGGUUCUAUUGAGUUGUUUGUUAAUACAAGGGGAUUUUUUGUGGAUGCCUUCAAUACUGAUCAUAUGUGCUUGGACAAUCUUUUCCACACUUUAUUACAGUUUUACAUUGACAUUGAACGAACUGGCGCUAGCUCCCAGUUUGAAGAUAAGUUUAACGCGCGUUAUUACAUUUCCCAAAUCAUUAAAACACUCUGGAACAAUCGAGUUUACCGAGACCGGUUAGAGGCAGAGAGCAAGACAGAUACUGAGUUUUUUGUUCGGUUUGUGGCUUUGUUGCUUAAUGAUGCAACAUAUCUUCUCGACGAGUCUCUCUCCAAACUUUCUGAAAUCCACCGUCUUCAAAAAGAGCUUGAAAGCAGUGAUCCUGCUAAUAUUUCUGCUGAGCAGACUGAUCAACAGCGACAACUUGCCUCGGUGGAGCGCAUGGCAAAAUCUUAUGUCCAGCUUGCUCAACAAUCAGUGGUCUUGCUCAAGCUUUUCACCCAGGCUGUCCCCAGAGCAUUUGUCACGCCCGAACUUGUUGACCGUUUGGCAGCUAUGCUUGACUACAAUUUAGAGGCUCUUGUUGGGCCCAAAUGCCGUGAGCUUAAGGUUAAAAACUCUGAAGAGUAUGGGUUUAAGCCUCGGGAGUUGUUGAGUUAUAUGGUGGAUGUUUACCUCAAUCUUUCAAAACAAGAGGAAUUUAUCAAGGCGGUGGCCAAUGACGGUAGAUCUUUCCGACCAGAACUGUUUGAUCGUGCUGUUGAUUUGCUGAGCAAGCGUCUGCUCAAGUCUCCAGCAGAAAUUGACCAGCUUAAGAAGUUUGCAGCUGAUGCUCUCCGCCUCAAGAAUGAAACUGAGGCCGAUGAAGAGGAGCUUGGAGAAAUUCCUGAUGAGUUUAUGGACCCUAUUAUGUUUACCCUCAUGAAGGAACCUGUUGUUCUGCCGACUUCAAAAAUAACUGUAGACUUGGCAACUAUCAAAUCUCAUUUGCUAAGUGACUCUACUGACCCGUUCAAUCGUUCGCCAUUGACUAUCGAUCAAGUAACGCCCAAUACUGAUUUGAAGAAGCGUAUUGAGGAGUUUAAGCAAUCACGUAAGCGUGUUAAAAUUGAACACAAUUAA